Rhopilema esculentum is the source of this 2474-nucleotide messenger RNA. Its product is annotated as oxidoreductase NAD-binding domain-containing protein 1. NCBI's taxonomy places the organism in Eukaryota, Metazoa, Cnidaria, Scyphozoa, Rhizostomeae, Rhizostomatidae. The record is from RefSeq and is a predicted model, not a curated record. Gene Ontology annotation, cellular component: mitochondrion. Gene Ontology annotation, molecular function: oxidoreductase activity.
CUAUGAAGUAUCAUCAGUGAUUGCUUAUUCUAUACCAUUGCAAUAAAUAGCAUUGAUUUUAUUCAUUUUAACCCCAUAUUGAUUUUGAAGCAUACAACUUAAUUCCGUGUUGUGUUAUGUUAUAUAACAAAUCACGUGAAUCCGAGUUAAAAUGAGUAGAUACAGCAAUUUUGGUUUUAACUGUACUUCAGACUUUCGCUUGUCAAACACAACAAUUCCUUUCAGGCAGACAUGGAAGCAUUUCAGUGAGGUAUUGUGCUCAUGCAGAAUGUCAAGAAAUAUGUCUAAUCAUCUAGAAAGAACAGCAGAUGUCAGGAGGGCAGAGGUAACAUCUGAUGCCUCUGUCAUACAGAUUCAAGAUAUUUCGCCUACAGUGAAGGCUUUGAAGCUCCAAGUAAAGAAUGAAAAUUUUUCUUUUAUGGCAGGGCAAUGGGUUGACUUUUUUAUUCCCAAUUUGGAUGUAGUUGGUGGAUUUUCAAUGUAUACAAGUCCAAGAAUGCUAGAAAAAUCAAAGGUUUUAGGUCUUGCUGUCAAGUAUAGCACCCAUCCUCCUGCUCACUGGAUUCAUAAAAAGUGCAAAGUUGGUGACAUUGUGUCAUUGAAAGUUGGUGGGGAAUGUGUUUGGGAUCCCAGAAGCCCUGGAAGUAGGAAAAAUACCUUACUUAUAGCUGGUGGCAUUGGCAUAAAUCCAAUUUUUUCAAUCUUGCAACAUAUAGAAGAUUCAAAGUCUUCUUUUAAUGAGAAUGGUCAUGAUGUAGGCAAAUCUGUGCUACUGUACUCUUCCAGUACAACAGAUGGAUUGAUUUUCAAGAAAGAGCUUGACUUGCUAAGUAAUAAAUCACCAACAAUAUCAUGCCAUUUUUCCACUACAAAGGAAGCUAAUGGCAAAAGAAUAAAUGCAGUGGAUGUUUCAAAUGCUUUGAAGACACUGUCUACUGGUAAACAAGGUGUACAAUGCUUUCUUUGUGGGCCUCCUCCAAUGAUUCAAAAUAUGAUUCAAAUCUUAAAGGAGAAUGGAGUUAACUCUACUGACAUUAAUUAUGAACAAUGGUGGUGAAUAGUGAAUUCUAGUUAUAGCAUUAUCAAUUAUAGUUUUUACCAAUGUGGAACUUUUUUAUGAUCCCUAAAGCUGAAUUCACACUAGACAUGUUUCUUGAGCUGUCCAAACAAGGUUCUCAUUUUUGAAAAAUUGUGCAUAAAGUGUUUUUUAGGACAAUGUGUCAUAAUGUGGGAAAAUUGUAUUUACCAAGUUUUGUUUGCUUUUAAAAUCACAGAGAAGUGGGAAGCAUGACCAUUCUAUUGAAAACAUUCAAAUGGCGUUCCAUUGAAUUGCUGCUGAGCCUAUAUCAGUAUUUCAAAUGCUAUUUCAUACAACUAUUCUUUAAGUGAGGAAAAUUAACAAAGAAUGCUUCCCUCGAAGCCCCUUAAAUCAGAAUUAUGCUGACCCUAUACAGUGCCGUCAGAACAAAAUUCAUAUUGGUGGGGGGGGGGGGGGCAGACAGGGGGCUGCCCAUUGUUUUCCUUCUCAUUCAGUACACUAUUAUAGAGGAAACAUACCACAGUUUGACAAUUAUUGGGGCUCCAGGCCCCCAGUUCUGAUGGGUCUGUCAUAAACCAAAAAACGUCAAACGUAGAUCGAGACAUACAUAGUUAGUUGAAAUACAAAGAGCAUAUCCAAGUUUCCGCUUCAAGGAGCCUUUAAUUCUUUAGUUUGCAUUUUUCAAAUUUGCACGACCUAACCCAAAAUCAACUCAAUCUUACUGCAAUUGUGUGUUUUUUUAAAACAAAACACAAUGACACAGUCAAUGUGAACAGUUGAAUUCAAUUCUUGAAAAAAAUGCUAUAUGACAUGUGGCUGCUAGUGUGAAUUCAGCCUAAGGUUAUCAAAUGUCAAAUUAAAGAUUAGAUUAUUUUACUCAAAUUAGUAUUAAUCAAUACAAUUUCCUAUGACAAAUUUUGACACUAUAAAGUUGCUAGAUCCGAUAAAAUGGAAGGUUGUUCAACAUUUUUUUAAAGUAUUGGGACCACAUGCCUCCUCUUGCUAUUUCAGAUGGUAUUUCUUGUGUGUAUUGUAAUGAUUUGUGGUUUCUUUUUAUUUUGUAUGCUGAGUCAAAUCUUCUGUUAUAAUGUUACUUAAUUUUAUGUGUACUUUCACAUACAAAUUAAAUAGUGUUUAUAGUUGUUUUUGUUUUAUUGUUACCCUGUGACAUAUUUUGUAAAACCUUUGGGAACAGUUUGUUGUAAAUAAAUACACACAUUUUUAAUGUUGUUCAGACUUAGUUUUAAAGAAAAAGUUGUUUCUCUGGCCUAUGAUCUUGGUUGUUACCAAAGUCAAUAGAAAAUAUUUUACAUUGACUACGUUGUUAUAGGGAUCAAGGGCAAUUAAGACUAUUAAUGUUUUGUCGUUUUUAUGACAUUGACCCCAAAUAAGAGCAACAAUAGUACAAAUGAAAAAAUUUUCAUCUAACUGGAUU